AUGUCUCCAGGACGUCGAGAAGCACCGCCCAAAUCCGUCAAAUUCUACUCCGCUUCCCUCAGUGCCGGUGCAGCGAGUGACAGUGAAUUUGUGGUGGAUAUUGUGAACCGUUUGCAGCAACGGAACGAGCAAGAGGUUCUCAUCGAUGAGGUCGAUCGAACGCCCACCAAUCUUGCGCCACCGUUGUUCGGGGAGGAAGCGUUCGUGUGGAGCCGUUUUCGAGAGCACUUUCAACCCGCUAGCGAUAUGAUGGAGGACGGAAAGGCUCCGAGUGCCGAUAAAACGGACGGUUUCGAUAACCUUGACCACCAGCCCAACUACGAGGGUGUGAUCGAUCGACGUAGUCCCUCGCUGGAAGCUGGACAGAAAACGUACCACGUCAAGAUUCGCUUGACGGAAACCGAUGACAUUGUGCUGUUUGAGAAUCCGAGUCACGUCGUGUCGCUCGAUGCGGAAGAGGCGGAUCUCGUGAAGGAGCAGAACCGCUUGUUCGAGACACGGCCGAAAGCUCGCCGGACAGCGGACGCUGAAGCGCAAACCCGUGACCUACCGUGCAAAUCGCGCUCGGUCAACACGGAGUGCAUUCACCGGCAGGAUGUGGCAUCGUUCGUUUCGAACUACGACAUGUACGACACGUACAACGAUCUGGAACGUCACACGAAGGAAAUUAACGUGGCGGAUUCCGCGUCCAAGCUGGAGAUUACAACGUAUUCGCGCGAGGGCAUGGAAGAUAUCGACGAUCGUCUGAACCGUAAUCCUAACUUUCAUCUAUCGUCCAUGAUACUGCAGCGGCUUCUAGCGGGCAAUGUAUAUCGUGAGCAGCAGAUCCGCUUUCGUAACAUGUACCCACCGGAUCCGUGCCGCGAGGAUAUACGGUAUCUGUACCGGCUGGAUGUGCUGUGGACGUACCGGACUGUGGAAACACUCGGUAAGGCGGUAGCCUGUGCCAGCUGGUGUCCUGCUAAUGGCGACAUCGUGGCAAUCGCUUACGGCAUCUACGGCCACACCAGCAGUGACGAUCGCGGCAAUGGAUUUGUAUACGUUUGGAACAUUAAAAACCCGGUCAAUCCGGAGCGACGCUAUCGGUUCGAUUGUCCCGUGACGUGUGUGGCGUUCUCACAGCGCACACCGCAGCUACUGGCCAUCGGACUGUACGAUGGGCUGGUCCAGAUUCGUGACAUCACCGACAGCACGCAGAUACCGCUGGCCGUGUCGAAUCGGGACAAGUUCCCCGUCUACCAACCGAUCUGGGACCUGAAGUGGGUCGAGUUUGACAACGAAAACAAAGACGAGGUUAUCGCCGUGUCACAGAACGGUUGGGUUAUGAAGUACACACUCACGAUUGGACAGUAUCUACUGCCGUACCCUUUGUUGCGGUUGGAUCGGGUGGAAGGAACACUCGAAGGACAGGAAGCAUCAAAAGAAGCGCAACCGGUUAAGAUACAGUCCGAUCUACACCCGCAAGCACUCUGCGUAACGAUACAUCCGGUGCAGAAGGACAAAUAUUACAUCGGUACGGAUGAAGGUUCCGUGCACUGGUCCAGUAUUAACGAUCCAUUUCAGCAUCUUGGUGUGCUGCAGAUGCACAGUCGUGGCAUCUUCUGCAUCGAAUACUCACCCUGGAGCCCGAAGAUUUUCCUGACCUGCAGCGGCGAUUGGAGCAUACGCAUCUGGAUAGAGGAUCUGCCGGAACCGAUCGUCACGUUAAGCACCGGAUUUGCACCGAUCCAGGCUGCCUACUGGUCACCGACGAACAGCACCAUUAUUGCGAGCGUUACGCGUAACGGUGUGCAGCUGUGGGAUCUGAAACGACGCAGCUCAAAGCCAGCCUCCGAAACGACGCUCGGCAGUCUAACGACAGCCCUGACCGUGAUACGGUUUACGAACUGUGGCCGCAGCUUGCUGGUUGGCGAUGCGGAAGGAAAAGCCCAUAUCUGCGCACUGGAAGAUAUGCCAUUCCCGCCACACUUUCAGUACCGUGAGCUACAGUCGGCCAUUUACUCGAAGUUGGUGACAACGCCAGAUCUGCUGACGCGUGUGCGCCGUAUGGGAUAUCUCGGGUACUGA
This is a messenger RNA of Anopheles marshallii, 2067 nucleotides long. RefSeq names its product dynein axonemal intermediate chain 4. The transcript has 3 exons. The coding region runs from base 1 to 2067 and encodes 688 amino acids. NCBI's taxonomy places the organism in Eukaryota, Metazoa, Arthropoda, Insecta, Diptera, Culicidae. Gene Ontology annotation, biological process: cilium movement. The record is from RefSeq and is a predicted model, not a curated record. Gene Ontology annotation, cellular component: axonemal dynein complex. Gene Ontology annotation, molecular function: dynein heavy chain binding; dynein light chain binding.